This is a messenger RNA of Elaeis guineensis (African oil palm), 1276 nucleotides long. RefSeq names its product probable phytol kinase 2, chloroplastic. NCBI's taxonomy places the organism in Eukaryota, Viridiplantae, Streptophyta, Magnoliopsida, Arecales, Arecaceae. Gene Ontology annotation, molecular function: kinase activity. The record is from RefSeq and is a predicted model, not a curated record.
GGUGCUGCUUCAGAAUUACACCGGCAGGGAGAGGUCGCUUUGAAGUACGGACCUAAAAUGGUCGCAGAGGUCGUGCUCCACUCCAUCCUUCCCCCCGUCCGAUCGGCGGAUUUCUUGGUCCGGCCCUACGUUGCCGCCUCGUCUUCCUCCUCCGCCGCCUGCGGUCGCUCUUCUUCUCUUCUACUCCGCCUCCGCCCCCGCCCCCGCCCCACCCGCCUCCGCGCUCCCGCCGGAGCUCUCCGCAGCCUGGCGUCGAUGUCCCCGGAGAGCCCGCUGGUCCACGACGUGUGCGCGUCGGCGGUGACGGCGGGGGUCGCCCUUGGGCUUCUCCGCUUCUGGGAGGAGUUGGCCAAGCGAGGAGUUUUCGAGCAGAAAUUGAAUCGAAAGCUUGUGCAUAUAAGCAUUGGUCUGGCGUUCAUGCUCUUUUGGCCUUUGUUCAGUUCAGGAAGCCGGGCACCAUUUCUUGCAGCUGUAGCACCGGGGAUCAAUGCCAUAAGGAUGGUGCUCAUGGGACUUGGAAUUUUGAGAAAUGAUGCUAUGGUCAAGUCAAUGAGCAGACAUGGAGACUACAGGGAGCUUUUGAAAGGGCCAUUCUACUAUGCUUGCACUAUAACUCUGGCUACCUCUAUAUUUUGGCGAACAUCUCCCAUUGGGAUAGCUGCAAUCUGCAACCUGUGUGCUGGAGAUGGUAUGGCGGACAUAAUUGGAAGGCGAUUUGGGCACCAUAAGCUUCCUUACAACCCUAACAAGUCCAUUGCUGGUAGCCUUGCAAUGGUAUUUGCAGGUUUCAUAGCAUCUGUUGGGUACAUGCAUUACUUCCACUCAUUUGGAUUUGUCAACGAAAGCUGGGGCAUGGCCAUGCGCUUCUUUUUUGUGUCUCUAGCUGCGGCAUUUGUGGAGUCGCUUCCCAUUAGCUCCCAGCUGGAUGACAAUUUGACAGUUCCCUUUACUUCCCUAUUGUUUGCUGGCCUGGUUUUUUAGUGCUGCAUGAGAACGUUGGAUCUAAUGUUGUAUACUACACAGAAAUAAUGUGCCUAUGUGGCUUAUUAUAGUGAAUGGAGCUUGUUUGAGAAAUCGCAGGUUUUAGUGACUCUUCUCUAAUGUCAGCUUCUGAGUUUGCAAUUAGGUUGAUGUUUAUCAAAAUCAUUGGACUGAAACGACGAUCUUGUUUCAAUGUGAAAUUGAUCUGUGAGAUUUUAUAAAUGUAACACCAUUGGACCAAACAUUGAGAGGGCUGGUAGGAGCAGCAAAUUAUGUCAUAUACCAGGUUCCACUC